Rosa chinensis is the source of this 1461-nucleotide messenger RNA. Its product is annotated as G-type lectin S-receptor-like serine/threonine-protein kinase LECRK3. The record is from RefSeq and is a predicted model, not a curated record. Gene Ontology annotation, molecular function: protein kinase activity; ATP binding. The transcript has 2 exons. Gene Ontology annotation, biological process: protein phosphorylation. The coding region runs from base 1 to 1461 and encodes 486 amino acids. NCBI's taxonomy places the organism in Eukaryota, Viridiplantae, Streptophyta, Magnoliopsida, Rosales, Rosaceae.
AUGGAUUUAUGUACACAUGAUGAGGAUGCAGCUCAUACUAGUUGCUCAUGCCCUCUGGGUUACAUCCCCAUUGACCAAGAUGAUGAGAGGAACGGGUGCACGCAAAACUUUUUUCCCCAAAGUUGUGAUAAAGCCUCAUCAGAAACAGAACACUUUGAAUUUCAAGAGCUUCAAUUCACUGAUUGGCCUGGUGGAGAUUAUGAGCAUUUCCAGCCAUUUAAUAAGGAACAGUGCAAGCAAAGUUGCUUAGCCGAUUGUUUCUGUGCCAUUGCCAUUUUCAAUGAAGGAAGUGCUGAUUGUUGGAAGAAGCGAAUACCUCUUUCAAAUGGGAAGAUCAACGACGAUGUUAAGGGGUUAGCUCUGGUGAAAAUAAGGAAAGACACUUCUACAUCAGCAAAAGAAAAAGGUAGUCUAGUUCGGCUCAUCAUUGGUGCAGUGAUCAUCCUAGUAUUAAACAACUUGGUUGUUUCUAUAAUAACCUAUCUGGUUACUUCUCAUGCACAAGUGAAUCCACUUAAUCCUGUGGUUCGAGUCAUGAAUCUGAAAUGUUUCACUUUCAUGGAGCUAAAAGAAGCCACCAACGGAUUCGAGGAAGAGCUCGGUCGUGGUGCUUUUGCAACUGUUUUCAAAGGAGUUUUAGCAUCAGAUAACGGGAAGUUCAUUGCUGUCAAAAGAUUGAACGCUGUGGUCAAAGAAAAUGAUUUGGAAUUCAAAGCUGAAGUGAGCGCAAUUGGCAGAACAAAUCACAGAAAUUUAGUCCAACUACUCGGAUUUUGUAAUGAGGGGCAACACCAGCUUCUUGUGUAUGAGUACAUGAGCAAUGGCUCUCUAGCAACCUUCCUCUUCGGAGAGUCAAGACCAAACUGGAAUACAAGAAAAAAAAUUGCCUUAGGAACUGCAAGAGGGCUCUUGUAUUUGCAUGAGGAGUGCAGCAGCCAAAUCAUACAUUGUGACAUUAAGCCUCAAAACAUUCUUCUCGACAAUUCUUUCACAGCAAGAAUAGCCGACUUUGGAGUAUCCAAGCUUUUGAAAUCUGACCAAACUCGAACAACUACUAGAAUCAGAGGCACAAAAGGUUAUGUUGCUCCUGAAUGGUUCAAAAGUUUGCCUGUCACAGUGAAGGUUGAUGUUUAUAGCUACGGCAUGGUGUUGUUGGAGAUUGUUUGCUGCAGGAAAAACUACGAACCAGAAGCACCAGCUGAAGAUCAAAUGAUAUUAGCCGAUUGGGCAUACGAUUGCUAUAAGCAAAAGAAACUGCAUCUGUUGUGGCAGAAUGUAGGGGACGAUCAGGAAAUGGAUGGCAUCGAAAAGUUGGAAAAGUAUUUGAUGAUUGCAUUUUGGUGCAUUCAAGAGGAUCCAUCAGUAAGGCCUACCAUAAAGAAAGUGACACAGAUGCUCGAAGGGACUGUUGAAAUCUCGGUGCCUCCAAAUCUGUCCUCAUUAUAUGUUCAAUAUAAGUGA